AUAUCGAAGGUGAAGGACGUUACUGGAGAAAAGUUGAAGUUCUAAAGCAAAGGAUGCAAUCAUGAAAAAAGUUUACUGGUGGUAGUGCAUGAAAUAAACGACAAGUCACUGGUGGUCAAGUAUUUGUAAAUUAACGAAGCUUUGAAAAUCUUUAGCUAACAAAUAUGCGACGAAAAAACAAAAAUCGUGAAUCGGAGAUUGUAAACACUGAGUCAAGGGACACAACUCUAUCAAAACUUCUAGGUGUUUAUAUACUCGUUUGUUUUGUUGUUUCUGCAUCUUGGGCCAUUGGACAUUACCAGUGUUCAUUUUUGUGGGUAUUUUUGUUGAUCAGUGGGUUGUUUGUAUUAUGGAAGACCAAACUAACGAAUAUUGUGCAAAACAGAAUGUACCAAGAGGAACUAAGAAUUCACAGAAAGAGAGCACUGAGACAGAGUGAAACAGCAGAAUGGCUCAACUUUAUUAUAAAUAGAUGGUGGGUGUUUAAUGCUGAUACUAUUGAAGAAGUAGUGAAGAAGAGACUUGAAGACAGAUUAUAUGCAAUAAAACCUUCUUAUUUAGAUAAACUUAAUUUAGAAGUCUUUACUUUUGGUGACCACACUCCCUCCAUAAAAUAUGUCCGUACCUUUGAGUACAUGGAUGGAGUGCCAGGAGGCAGAAAACCAGUUUCAUGGGUUAAUAUUAACACACCACCUACAGGACUUGACAGAGUGUCAUCAUAUCAACUUGUAUGUGAAGUUGAUACUCAAAAUCUAUUGGACCAGUUCCAGAUGGUAUUUGCUGCUAGAGUGGGUCAAGGAAGGGCCAGUUUAGGAUUUAAAAUAGCAGUCGAACAACUGAGAAUGUCUGGAAUUCUACAGAUUGUUUUACACAUGUCAAAAGACAUUCCAUUCCCUCACAUAUCAAAAGCCAGUUUGUCAUUCAUUGAUAAACCUGAGGUACAGUUCAAUCUGAAUGUUCUGAAAGCAGUGAACCUUACAGAGUUACCAUUGUUAAAGAAUUGGAUAUAUGAUCAGGUGAUGGAUGGAUUGGCUAAAGCCAUGGUAGAUCCUGGACAGAUAAACAUUCCUAUAUCUAGAGUCGGUGCUGUACAGUUAAAGAAACCAGGGGGAAUCAAAGCACAGAAAUUAGCACAAGGAGUUCUGACGAUACAUAUUGUAGGGAAUCCAAUAAAGAAUGGAGAUACUGAAGAUGUGCGUUACUCUACAUUAAGACUUGGAGAACAGAAACGUACAACACAUGAUGAGUUGGCCAUCAAUGACUGGGAUGAUAUCUGUUCAUUCUUUGUUUAUGAUCUCAAAAAAGAAAAGAUAACAUUAAAAAGUAAAUGUCACAGACUGUUGAGUAAUGUCACACUACAACAACAUGUAAUAGAGUUGUCUUCCUUACCAUUUAAUCUACAACAAAAUGUAAAUACAACCAUAGAGAAUACUGAUGGCAGUACAUAUGAAUUAAAGAUGCAGUAUACAACACUUCCUCAGAUAGAUUUAGAAAAACCACCAGAUAUACAACAAUUUGAAAACAAAUCAGGUGUAAUGUAUAUAUGUAUCCAUGGAGCCAGUAACUUGAUAGCUUCAGACAGAAAUGGAACCUCUGAUCCUUAUUGUGUAGCAUUCUGUGACAGGAGAAGAUUACUAACUACACCUUUCGUGAAGAAUACAUUAACUCCAAGAUGGGAUUCUAGUGUGGAAUUUUUUGUCAAAGAUUUUACAAAUGUUAUGCUGUCCUUUUAUGUCUUUGAUUGGGAUGGAACCAAUAUUAUAGAAGAUGACUUCUUAGGAUCAGCUUUCUCUACAGUGUCAGAGGAAGAACCUGUAGUAAUAAAGAAACAGUUAACGUUGGGAUACAACAAAUCAUCAGAAGGCUAUGUAACAGAUGCAUCGUAUGGGAAGAUUAUUGUCUCACUAGUGUUUAGACCUGUCACUUCAGUUGAGAAAUCAGAGAGAUACAGGGUAGCAAGCUUAAGUGACAGUGGGAAGAGAGAUUACUUGUAUAAUGAAGAUCUUGUAUCUCCUUCAUCUGCUCCUACAACAUCAAGAUCAUCAUUUCAUCGGAUUGACCAGGAGGAGAUAACUCCCACAGAGGUUCAUAAAGAGGGAGGUGGACCAAAUCACCAGACAUCUAAGAAAGUUACACUUGCUGAAUUAUACCCAACAACUAAAACUAUGGUAGAUUUGACAAUUCUUCAAGGCAGAGAUUUGAUUGCAAUGGACAGAAAUGGAUUUAGUGAUCCCUUCUGUAUAGUAAAAAUGGGAGAGAAGAGAUUACUGAAGACCUCAGUAAAGAAGAAAACUUUAUUCCCUAAGUGGAAUGAGAGUACAACAUUUGAGUUCAGUAAUGAAAACCAAAUGAUUGAAAUUCUGCUGUAUGAUAAAGAUUUCAUAUCAGAUGAUUUCCUGGGAAAAGCUAUGCUAUCUCUUGAUAAACUGAAAGAAAUUUCUUACAAGAGCACCUCAGAAUGGAUAAAGUUACAAAGAACCAAGUCUGGUAUGAUACAGAUAAAGUGUACUGUUACAACAAAUGGUGUUCCUAUGAAAAGAGAGAAUGAUACCAAUUCAAUACCAGAAAAUGAGGUCUUUAAAUCUGAAACUACUCCAGCAUUACAGGCUAUGCCUGAUAGAUCUACAGAAGAACAAAAUCACAAAAUGAAUGGUCAAGUCAGGAAAGAUAUGAAACCAGACAUCUUACCAUAUGUCGAUGAAGUUGAUUCAGGACAUCACAUCAAAGAGGAAAUUGUUGUAAUGAAACAUGAUUCUAAAUUGUCAUCUCAACCACCUCCAAGACAGGAAUUGCAUGCUAAUGGAGCAACACCAGAAUCUAAAAAAAUAAAUACUUCACUACAAAAUGGUGACCAUGAGAAAAGUGAAAGCCCUCCUAAACAGAGAAAAAGUCAAACUUCUCCACAUCAGAAAAGAGUAGAGGGGGAGAAUCAGAGGACAUCUAAACAACUUGGAAGUCCUGUACCACCUGAACAAAGCAAUUCACCAACAGAGAGUAGAGGUAGGGUACAGGGAAGAAGUAGAUCCUCCCAACAUAUUGAAUCUCAGGUGGAUGGCAGUCCAAAUCAGCCAGGUCAUCCUCAUUACAUUCGUCACAGUAGUCCAUCACGACGUAGUCAUAGGACAUCAAAAGAAACGUUGAUUGAUAAUCCACCAGCAGUUUCCUCUGUAGACCCAUACAGAUCAUCACCAUCAGGGCAGGGAGGUCGUAGAGGGAGAGAUAAUUCACAAAAAUCACCAUUAAUGCGUUCCCAGUCAGAUAUGACAGUAAACAGUAGACCAGGAUACACAUCAUUAAUGCUUCCUGAAAGAGAUGGAAUGAAGCAUGGUGACUCAGGGGGUAAUAACUUCUUAAUUAAUAGAUGGAUGAAUUCAUUUACAUAUAGAGAAAAGGAUGACUCAUCUGAUGGUUCAAUUAGGAGGGUUAACUUCAGAGCUUUACAUAGUAAGAAAUUGAAUGAUGAAUUAGAACAUGAUGAAAGUAGUAGUAUUGUAGACCAUGAUAAAAUGUACAGUAUAAAUGGAGAAGUUCUGGAAGUCAGAGGUUUACCAAGAUCUGUUAGUAAUUUUUACUGUAAAGUUAGACUUCAAAAUCCAAAUACAAAGUUUAGAUUUGGUUCCAACAGUAGAGUGAUAGGAAAAUCCCAUUUAGUCAAAGCUGACAAUCCUGCAGUUAAUGCUAUAUUUGAGGUUGAUAGAGGAGCUGGUACCAGUGUAGAUGCUUUAGUCAUAUUUGAUAUAAAAGAUGGAAAGAAGCAGCAUGUGUCACAACAUUCCUUCACAAUUGGUCUGCUGUUUAUGGAUUACCAGGAAGGUGGAAUUACCAAAUGGUUAUCCCUGGGUCGUACAGGUGUAGAAGUAUUGGUGAACUUAAAGAAAGGAAAUCCAAACCCAAGGUUGAUGAGAAAACAUCAUAGACAUAGUAUGAGAAUGCCAGGGGAGAAAAAAUAUCAGCAAAAUGACGAUGAUUACAGACAGCAUUACCUUUGAGUUACUGAGACAUAGUUUAUUAGGAGAAUUAGAUUCUGUAUAUCUGUUAUUUUAUCGUUAGAUAAUACACUUGUUUGCACAUUAUAAGACUAGUUUACCAAUAUGUUUGAUAGAGUAGGAUUUAGUUUAACUAUACUGAUAAAUAGAUGGUUGUGUAAGCAUAAAUGGGAGACAACUGUGCAUGUUUAUUUGUAUUCUGAUGAUUAACAUUGCUGUAUGUUUUUUAUCCUUUCUGAUGACAACAAAUAAUUAAGGAUAAAAAGGCCUACCAGUUACAGCAUCUGACUUGUAAUUUAGUUUGAAAACUCUACAUCAAGUUAAGGGAUCCCUUUUUUGUCGAUGUAUUAUAAUCUAUAGUCAUUCCUUUUUAACAUUUGUGACUGUAUGAUGUCAACACCAGUGUAAAAAAAUAACUGAUGAAUAAAAGGGGUCCUAUUCUUAUAUAUGUCAUAAAAGCAGAGAUUUUUGCUUUUGUUUGUUCUGAAAUGUUUUUCUCCUCCAGUUAUGAUAUGAUGUCCUGUUUGUCAUUUUUUUUGGUUAUAAGUACAUUAUCAAUUUAGAUUGUAAUUUCUGAAAUACAAGGGAUCAACACACAGAUGUCACUUGAUUGAAUUUUUUCUAAAAAAAAAUCAAUUAAUGGUUUAAGUUUGCAAUAAAUCUAUUAAAAUUAUUGACCAAAGAAAUCAAACCAUUUUUUUAUCAGAAAAAAAAGUUGACCAACUUGUUGUGGACCAAGUUUUAAAAAGCUUUGGCCUAAAGCUAUUAACCUUUUGGUUAUAUUACUUUACAUAUUUGUCCAUCAUUGUCUGUAUCACCUUUUGCAUGACUCUGGGCAUUUCUUAUGGAUAUGAAUCCUUCAUCCUUUGUACUGGGCAUUUCUUAUGGAUAUGAAUCCUUCAUCCUUUGUACUGGGCAUUUUAAAUGGAUAUAAUUUCUCUGUACUGGAUGUUUCAAAUGGAUAUAACUUCUAUGUACUGGGCAUUUUAUAUUGAUAAAAAUCAAUAGCUUUGAGUAUUUGUGAAGUAGUUAAAUACAAAAGUACUCAUUGAUCAUGUCCAAAGCUGUGUGUUUUUACUUUGAAUAUAAAACUGCCAAAAAAUGUUUUCUUACAGAAUAAACUGUUACAUUUGUUUUACUGUUUACUCACUUGGCAUAUCUUUCUCCGUCUAUAGAUUUAUAUUAUCUGUAAAAAAACACAACCAAAGAUUGAUGAUUUUUUUUUUUAAUUAAACUUAAUUUGUAUAGAGUUUUGUAUUAAUUUCUACAACAGAUAAAUUUCUGGUGACAUUGUGCAAUAUUACUAUUUAGUCACAAAUAGCUAUAUAAAACUUACUCAGGUCUUUUGUAAAAAAGUUACAGAACAUUGUGAAUAAAGAACUAAGAAAAUUGAACAAAAACAUUAAAGUUUGAUACAGAUAUAGAAUGACCAUAAAAGUUAAAUAAGAUGUCCGUAUAAUUGUUUAUAUUGUAAAAUAUGAUAAUGAAGGCAAAUUUUAGUUAUGUAUGUACAAAAAAACUACACUGUUAAUUAUUGAUGAAAUUAUAUUAUAUAUAUAUAUAUAUAUUGAAUUGUUAAAAGAUAUUAUGCUAAAAUAUUUAUACUUGUAUGUGAUAUUUUUUUUGUGCUCAAUUGUUAUACAGUGGAACUGCUGAGAAUUUAUUAAAGAUGAUUUGAAAAUUUAGGACAGGUGCAUGCUUCAUUGUUGGUUUGAUUCAACGAUAUAUAAAUUACUAUAUAAAUUCACAAAUUUAGUUUUAGUUCUGAAGAUGUAUGGUAGACUACAAAUUAAAAUCAAUAAUAUUGAAUCAAUGAGACCUGUCCAUUAAAGAUGUUGAUGCCCUGUGAUAAAAAUACCAUCCACCUGUUUAUUUUUCUAUAUGUGUCAUGAUUUUUUCAAAUUGUAGUAGUCGAAUCUGUUACAAAGUUACAGGUGGGUCUUUGGUAUUACUUUUCUAGCAUUCAAAGGCAAUUGCGCAACUGCAUAAUAUACUUUUAUAUUGUAUGUAAUAUCUCAUUUAUGUUAACCAAUAUUUGAACCAAGGUGGAUUGUGUUGAGACUAUGUUAGCCAAUCAUCAUCACCUGACCUCAUUUUCAUUCCUCAGAAGUCUUGUUAAGUUUCGUUAUAGCUUUUGAAAUGAGGUUUGUUCCUCAGUACGGUAACAUCUAGUACAUGUAACAGGAUUUGGUAUGAGGAUUGGUUGUGAGGAGUAUAUUGGGCCUUUUUGUUCUCAUUUUACUCUCCACUUGUUAGGUUAAAGUGUUCAAAUUAAGUGUGUUUGUCAGAAUUUGUAUGUGAUGAUUAACAAGGCUUUGUUUGUGAAUUCUUUAUAAGUAGAAAAUAUGUAACCAAGGAAUUAAGUUUUAUUUUGAUUUUCACUUGAAAAAAAUAGAUGUUAACCAGAAAGGAUUGAUAAUAGUUGCUAAUUGUUCUGAACACAGAUAAUACCAUUAGUUUGAAGUAAUGAUAUGGCUGAGUAAAAGUGUUGCACAUUUCACGAGUACUAAAAACAAUUUAACAGACUUUACUGUAAUAGAAAAAAAUUUAGUGUAUAUAUCUUUUUUCAACAAUACAUGUGCAGUGUGUUACUUCAAGCAUGCCUAUGUGCCAGUUCGUGCAUAGUUUUAAGAGAUUGAAUUACUAAAAUGUUGCAUAAUUGUUAAAAAAUGAAUAAGAAUGGUCCAUAUUAUGUCUUGUUCUUUAAAUGAUAGGUAACUGUUACUGAUAAGCUGGACAAUAGUUAGUGAAACUUAUUCUAGUAAAAGUCAAUAAAAAAUAAUCCUAAGUAAAACAAGCUAUCUAUCUCCUUUAUAUAAAAUAGGUAUUCAGUACUUUAAAUAAUUAUAUGUUAAUUAUAAAGUGAAAAUGAGCUGGGAUGUAGAAUUGGUUCUAGAAUGUAUAUAUAUUUAUGUUUUUAUAUCUAUUUAUUUAUGAACUGUUAAGUUUAUUUUGCUAUUUAUUGUGUUUUAUGCCAUAUUUAGCCUCAUAUUUGCUAUGUUCUGUUUCCAAAUCUUAUACAUUUGUAUAUUUUUUUCCUUCUACAUCAAGUUUUCUUUAAGAAUUGCAUAUUCAUUUUUAAGAUUUCCCCCAAAAAAAACACUGAAGUAAACAGGUUGAAUAAUAUUUUGGAAUUUUCUUGUGUUAUUUGGAUUUACAAAAAGAGGUUCUUAUUGUAUGAUAUCAGUUAGGCAUUACCAUCUCAUAAUCUGUUGAAAUAAAGUCAAAUGAAAUGAAGUACAUGUUUAGUUGUUCUGUCUAUUCACUAAAAUUAAUACUAUAUGUGUAUAUCCUUCCAUAACUGAUAGUUCUGCUUUUUUUUAUUUUGUUUGUGCCAUAAGAAAUAAUGUCUCACAUAUUAGUUUUAUUGAUAUAGAAUUAUGACCUUUUCAUGAAUAUAUUAUGUUAUAGAUAAUUUUUGUCCAUAGUAAAUUUGCUUAUAAGUCAUUCAUAUUCCCAGCAUUAAUGAAAAUAAGUUAACAUUACAUACUGUAAGAUUUCUCAAAUGAGACUUUCUCACAUGUCCUUUUUAAUGAAACAAGUUACUAAAUCAAUUUAUAGGAUUCUUAUAUUAUACUUCUGUUAAUCUGUAAUCAGAGAAAGUGAGGUUUUUGUAUUAAAGCAGUGGAAAAUAUUUGCAAGUGAUGUAAAUUAAGCCUAUUUUUAUACCCCACACAACGAGUUGCGGAGGGUAUAAUGUUUUUGACCCGUCUGUUCGUCUGUCAGUCCUGUUUCUUGUCAUCGCAACUCCUCUCAAAUCACACAACAGAAUUUCACGAAACCUUUUUAGAUAAUAAGGACAUACUAUGUAGUUGUGCAUAUCGACAGGAAAUUAGAUUCAAUUCUUUUUCUAGGAGUUACGCCCCUUUGAACUUAUUUACUUUAAUGUACUACUGCAACCUUUUGUCAUCGCAACUCCUCUCAAACCACACAACAGAAUUUCAUGAAACCUUUUCAGAUAAUAAGGACAUACUACGUAGAUGUGCAUUUCGACAGGAAAUUACGAUUCAAUUUUUUUUCCAGGAGUAAUCCUCUUUGAACUUAUUUGCCCAAUAUACUACUGCAACCUUUUGUCAUCGCAACUCCUCUCAAACCACACAACAGAAUUUCAUGAAACCUUUUCAGAUAAUUUUUUCUUACACUUAUUUAGUUUCUCCAAUGAUGAUGUGGGGAGGUGGGGUAUGUGAGCGCGCUCACUAAGGUUCUUUCAUCUGAAUUUCUUUUAUAAUACAUGUUUAUUUUAAGAGAUGAUCUUGAACACAAUGGUAAUGAUUCCCCUGUAGAGUAAUUUUGCUCCAAAAUCCUAUCUUUGACACAAAUUUUUGUACAUUUAUUUAUUUUUUUGUCUUGCCUGUGACGAAUGUUGCAGAUUGCAAGACGUAUUUAUGCUAAUUUUGCAGUGACAGCUUUAAUUAACUAUAUAAAGCCUAAAAUUUCAUAACGUAUUAUGUAUAAAUGCCUUAUGGUCUGAAGAUUCUGUUUUGCAUGUGACAGCUGACCAUGACCUCAUUUUCAUGAUUCAAAGACUUGCUUUAAAAUUGUAAUAUUUUCUUACUUAGGCCAGUUUCUCAGUCACAACUGAGUGAUAGAUAAAACUAUUUAUUAGGGAUGUCAACGAGUACUCCUAGCACUGAGUAUCGAAUACCGAAACGAUACUCGACUAAUUGGUUUCCUGUUAGAAUAUUGCUGUCUUCUUUAUAUAAAAUUGUUCUUCUUGAGAACCUCUUUCGCAUUAAUCAUACUAGUAAAUAAAAUACAUUGUGUUUCAAAUGCUUGUGCUAAAUUGUCAUUUAAAAUACAUCCAAAAAUAUGUGGGCUAUACCUAGGCUAACACUUUAAACUAAACUUGUCUUAGCCAUUCCGUCACUUCGUACUGUCAGAGCAAAUAUUUUCGUCUGCAAGACUGUACAAAGUUCCAAAAAAAGAUAAAUUUGUUGCAUCCUCUGGUGACCCUCAGUGAAUAGUUAAACUUCUAAUCCUUACUUCUUUGUAAACAGUCAAUGUGUAUUCUUAAUGAUUACCAAAUGCUAUUGUUUGAUAUGGUUUUUCCUUGUUAUGAUUUUUAAAUAGGUGUUCAUUAAAUUAUAUUGAUUAAAUUAUUGUUUUUUACUUAAUUAGUUCUUGUUGGUAAUGAGCUAUUAAUAAUGGUGUGUAAUUCCUUGUCCCAGAUAAUUAUGUAGAUGGUUUUUUGUCUGUUGAACAACAAACCACAUAAUAUUAAUUACGUAUUUUAGUGUUUUAUGUGUUGUAGAUAUAUUCCAGAGAGAGUAUUCCAGUAUCACAAGAUAAAACCGACAAGUACUCGAUUAGUAAUUGUUCACAGAGUUGACAUCCCUACUAUUUAUGGUCAAAAUUUUGCAAGGUGCACAUGUCUGUCUCCAGCUGUCACUUGACCAUGACCUCAUUUCAGUUUCAGUUAUCAAAAUAAAGUACAUGUAUUUGCUAGGUCAGUUUAAAUUUUAGUAUGAGUAAAAAGUCAACCAUAUUUAGUCUGUGCAAUGGUAUAAGAUGUAUAUGUCCAUCUGAAUUUUUCCAUGACCAAUGCUUUUUUUAUGCUUUAGUAGGUAAAUUUCUUAAUAAUUAUGAUUAAUAGGUCAACUAUGAUUGGUCUUCAUUGUAAGGUGUACAUGUCCAUCUAACAGAAAUCACGGGCAGACAGUGAUCAAAGAUAAUUUAAGUUUUUAUCCUUUGGAUAGUUUCCAUAUACUGUCUUUGUUAUAGUUAUUCGCACAAAUGCAUUAUUUAUAGGAAUUUUCUAGUUUUUGUAAUGAAAUAAUUGAAUUAUUUUCUACAUGUGCUGGAAGUAGUGAAAAGGUUGCUAUUAGAUAAACAUUUUAAAAGGUGUUAAUAUAAAAUCAACCAACGCAUAUUUAAACAUAUCAUUUUUUUAAAUUUUGUAAUUAAAAGAUGGAGGUCAUGAAGAUCCAAGGAUUUUUUUCCAGUGAUGUAAAUAUAUAUACCAGCAAAGAUUGUUUGUAACAGAAAACUGGAUGUUUGAAGCAAUAUUUGUACAUGUACGAGGUUUUUUUCUAUAUUGUUACUUUUAUAUAUUUACAUUGUGAUAUUGUUUUAUAAACCUUUCCAUUUUGUGGUUGUGCCUUUUCAUACAUUUAUAUAUAUUAAAGUGAUACCCAUUUCAAAUUAAAAUUAUAUAUAUUUA
This is a messenger RNA of Mytilus californianus (California mussel), 10146 nucleotides long. RefSeq lists its product as uncharacterized. The transcript is spliced from 31 exons. Gene Ontology annotation, molecular function: lipid binding. Lineage: Eukaryota; Metazoa; Mollusca; Bivalvia; Mytilida; Mytilidae. The record is from RefSeq and is a predicted model, not a curated record. The coding region runs from base 165 to 3989 and encodes 1274 amino acids.